AGCAGUUCUUUUGUGUUCCCUUCUAACUAAACGAGCUCCUUCACAGCAUUCCCAUCGGCGACGUCGGUGGACAAAAGCGGUAGUGUUUUGCCUAAAGGAAGACUGCGUUUCCCAUAGAGACAGACGGACAUCCGGGCAUUUAAUGACGUCACCAGCCACAACAAAGCGUCGCCAUAUUGACAAUGGGGUGUCAUUGAUGAAGAUCUUCACACCAAGUACAAUUCUGCCCCACGAUAAACAGGAGGAAGAGUCGGCGAUGUCGGACAUCAAACAGGAAGUGGAGCCAGAAACCCCCUACAUUAAGGAAGAAGAACAGGAAGAUGAAAUCACCACAUUUCCAUUGACUGUCAUUGUGAAAAGCGAAGAAAAUGAACAUUUAAGCAAAGAGAGCGGAGACACAAAACUUUCAAGCGGCAGCUCAUUUCAACACCUGACAACAAAUGACGAGGUACAAUCGCAACCAGACAGCCUAUUAGCUCCGCUCUCGGACAGCGACGACGUAAUGUCCCACUCUUCUGACCUUGACACUGAUGAGGAGGAUGUUGACUUUGACCAAAACGCUGCAAAAUCCUUAAACAAGUCUUCAGUGAAAAGAGACACAAGAAAACGCUUGGUUGGGAAACCUAUUCCUUGCUCACAUUGCGAUAAAAGAUUUUCUUGGAAGGCUGAAUUAGAAAAGCAUAAGCGUACACACACUGGAGAAAAGCCUUUUGUCUGCUCAUGUUGUGGUCAAAGAUUCGCCGAGAAGGGAAAUUUAAACAAACACAGUAGCACGCACAGUGGAGAAAAGCCUUUUCCCUGCGCAAUUUGCAACAAAAGAUUUAGACAAAAGACUUAUUUGAAAAAACAUAUGCGUACACACACUAGAGACGCAAAAAAAUGCGUGGGUGUGAAACAGUUUGCCUGCUCAGGUUGCGAUAAAAGAUUUUCCACGAAGCACCACUUUCAAAGACACAUGCAUACACACACCAGGGAGAAACCAUUUGCCUGCUCAUUUUGUGAUAAACGAUUAUCUCGGAAGCGAGAGUUGACAAGACACACAUAUACGCACACUGGAGAAAAGCCUUUUCUCUGCACAGUUUGUGGUAAAAGGUUCAACGAUAAGGGAAAUUUAAACAAACACGCAAGAUUACACGCUCCAGAGAAGCCUUUCGCAUGCUCAUUUUGCGAGAGAAGAUUUUGUCGGAAGAAUCAGUUGACAAGACACACGCGUACACACACAGGAGAAAAGCCUUUUGUCUGCACACAUUGUGGUAAAAGAUUCAUCGACAAGGGAAGUUUGAACAAACACACCCCAACACACACUGGAGAGAAGCCUUUUGGCUGCUCAUUUUGCGAUAAACGAUUCAUCGACAAGGGAAAUUUAAAAACUCACACAAGAACACACACUGGAGAGAAGCCUUUUGUCUGCUUACUUUGCCACAAAAGAUUUUGUACGAAGCAACAGUUAACAAGACACGCGGGAAGCCACACUGGGGAAAAAGCUUUCAAUUGCACUGUGUGACAAAAUAUUCUGAUUUCUGCCACCCAUUUACCGUGAAAAAAUACACUUUAAUUUCCUAAUUGUAUUGCUUAUGACAGGGGUGGGCAAACUAUUCCACAAAGGGCCGCAGUGGGUGCGGGUUUUGGUUGCAACCCAUUAAGAGGACACCUUUUCACCAUUCUGCUGUUUUGCAAGUGCAAUCAGUCGAUUGCUGUCAGGUGCUUCGCAUUUCUGCUGAAACCGCAUUGGUUAAACUAUCUGUGCUGGGUCAGUUGGAACAAAGACCAGGACCCACUGCUGCCCUCGAGGACCGGUUUGCCCACCUCUGGCUUAUGAGCGUCUAAAGCAGGGGUUUUCAACCCAGUCCUCAAGGCACACUGUGGGUCCUGGUUUUUGUUCCAGCCGAUCCAGCAGAGACAGUUGAACCAAUGAGGCUUCUGCUAAAACAAGCCACACCUGACUGCAAUCAACUGAUUGCACUUGUAAAACACCAGAUUGGGGAAAAAGUGUUGUCAUCUUGUUUGGUAAGAAUGAAAUCCUGCACCCACAGUGUGCCUUAGUGGAAUAGGUUGGGAACCCCUGGUCUAAAGAUGUUGAAAUGAUUUUGCAGGUGCUGCUCCAUAACUUGAUACUUUUGCUAUUAUACUGCUUUUUGUCAUUUUACCUAUGAAUGCAGGAAUUUGAAAUACUUUUUUACUUAUUUGUUCAAUUUCCAAGCUUCAUUUGAAUAGUUUCAGGGAAGAUGUCUUUUGUGCAUUGUGGUUUUUUGAAAUCUGCUAUAUUAUAAAAUUACUGUAAUCUUUUAUUAUUAAUACAAUUACAUAUUUUUUUAACUUCUAUUGUGAAAUACUUUUAAAGCUUUUGAACUUUAGUGCUGUAACAAUUCAUGGAUUAACUCGAUUAAUUUUACUAGAAAAAAGCUUCGAAUCAAAUUUUACUGCUUCAAUGAUUUGUUUAAUUUGAAUGGCGUUGUAAUGGUUUGUUUUGAAAUUGUUAGCAUUUAGUUUUAUUGAUGUGGAUGGAUACACUCACUUUCCUCUAGUGGCAACCGUGAAUAUGACAUAACUCAUCUAGACAUGUGCCGGUGACCGGUUUCACGGUUUACCGUGGUGUGAAAACGUCGCGGUUUCAAAACCACUAAAAUAUUCCGCCAGACCGUAGAACGGUAUUCGCUAUUUUUCAUGUGUCAAAACUGCAGCCAGACGGGACGUGGCGCGGCAGCGCUCACCACCUCCCGUUUGUUGCUGUGUGUGAAAGUGACUCUAUCGGCUAGACAGCCAGCGAACCCAAAAACAAAUACUCUUUCAAUUUCAAUUUAUUGAGCUCUCAAAUCGUGGUAAGUGGAAUAUACAAAAUGCAUACAUUUAAAACGUUGUACAAUUGUAUUUUUCCAUGUGUGAGUAGCUUCAACAGAUUAGCACUAUGGAAAAAGUUCGCCAAAAACAAAACACAUUUUCCUUUCAAAUUCGAUAUACAAACUAAAUAAAAGCUUACAAAGACGAAUGUUAGCCUAGGUUUAGCUGGGAGAGCAACUUCGUCGAGUUUUACAGCCGCAGAGUGAGAAAACAGGCCUGGCUGGAAUACUUUUGUAGCCGGAUUUUAUGCUGAAGCCUGUGAAGCUACCAAGUCUUGGGCUUUGGCUGGUAGACCCAGGCAGGGCCCUAUAUUUGAAUACAAGAAGCUCACAAAUGCAAAAUAUAAGUAUGCAGUUCGCUACAUUAAAAAGAAUGAGCAAAAUUUGAGGGCUGACUCCAUGGCCAAGAAGCUUUUACGUAAAAAUUCUAAAGACUUUUGGAAGGAGGUGAGGUUUGCUAAUAAUUGCAAGCCCUCCUUACCCUGUACGGUAGAUGGUUUCUCUGGUGCAAAUGAUAUUGCAGCUUUCUGGCGACAGCAUUAUAAAAAUGUAUUUAACUGUGUGCCGAAGGAUGCCUAUCAAGCAGGCAAUGUCAAAGGGGUGUGCACAUUUACGACCCAUGAGGUGCAUCAGGUUAUAAAGAACUUAUCAGUUAAUAAAUCCACAGGUAUGGACUUUAUAUCUGCUGAACAUCUAAAGCAUGCUAGCCCGAGGCUUACUCCGCUUCUCGCACUUUGCUUUACAUCAUUUAUGGUUCAUGGCCGUCUUCCUGAAUCUAUAAUGUCAGUGCUGCUAGUCCCUGUCAUCAAAAACAAAGCAGGAAAAGUGAACAGCUCUGACAAUUACAGACCCAUCGCCCUCGCUAGUGUCCUCUCUAAGGUUUUUGAACUCCUCCUACUAGAGAGAGUUAAUGCAUCUGUAAGCUCAACGGACAAUCAGUUUGGUUUUAAACCUAAGCAUGGUACGGAUAUGUGUAUUUACGUUUUAAAAGAAUUGGUAAAUACAUAUAUAAGUAAAAACUCCUCUGUGCUUAUGUGUUUUUUAGACGCUUCCAAGGCUUUUGACCGUGUCAACCAUGGAAAGUUGUUUAAGAAAUUAAGCCAAGCGGGUGUUUCUAGCAAUAUUUUAAGAAUUCUGUCAUAUUGGUAUGCACACCAAACAAUGCAAGUGAAAUGGGAUGACUGUGUGUCUGCGCCUUUCCACGUCACCAAUGGGGUUAGACAAGGGAGCGUUUUAUCUCCAAUUUUAUUUAACUUUUAUAUGAAUGAUUUGUCAAAACAGUUAAGUAGAUGUAAAACUGGCUGCAUGGCUGGUGGGUUGGUGGUGAACCAUCUUAUGUAUGCUGACGACUGUGUGCUUUUUAGUCCAAGUUCAGCUGGUCUCCAGCAGCUGCUCACUGUGUGUGCCAGGUACGGGGAGCUACACAAUAUAAAAUAUAAUGAUGCUAAGAGUGUCGUGAUGAUUGUAAGAUCAAAUGGGGAUAAACAUAUGGUCUUCCCUGACUUUAAGUUGGCUGGUCAAGAAUGAAAGUCCUGCAGUCAGGUGAAAUAUCUCGGCCAUAUGAUCACCGACACGCUGACAGACAAUGAGGACAUAUUUCGCCAGUGCCGUUCGUUAUAUGUCCAAGCUAAUAUCCUCUCCCGUAAAUUUGGUCACUGCUCGGAUGAGGUCAAGGUGGCCCUUUUUAAGGCUUAUUGUACACCACUCUACACUGCACAUCUGUGGUCUAAUUAUAACAAAGGACAUUUCCAGAGACUACAAGUGGCAUAUAAUGAUUCCCUAAGAAUUUUGUUAAAAAGGCCCAGAUGGACCAGUGCUUCAGCAAUGUUUGUAGCAGCUCGGGUGAAUACCCUCCAGUCUGUUUUAAGGAUAAACAUGUUUAAGUUUAUCAGUCGUCUGAAUGGUUCAGAAAAUGUGAUUGUGUUGGGCCUGACCAACAUUUUGUACAGCUUUACACGCUACUUGUCUCGGUUUUGGAAGCACUGGUAUACGUGCCUUUUAAAUGUGGGUCGUUAGGAGACCCAGUGCUGUGUUAUUGUUUUACCAUUUCUUUAUUUUAUUUUGUCUUUUAAUCUAUUGUUGUGUUGUGUUGUUGGACCUUGAGUCUGUUAAUAAA
Molecule: messenger RNA, 4953 nt
Organism: Corythoichthys intestinalis (scribbled pipefish)
Lineage: Eukaryota; Metazoa; Chordata; Actinopteri; Syngnathiformes; Syngnathidae
Product: gastrula zinc finger protein XlCGF57.1-like
Exons: 3
Coding region: 143-1504 (453 amino acids)
Source: RefSeq, a predicted model, not a curated record